CGUUCGGCGCAGUUGGUGGAGGUGGCAGCGCAGAUGCUCCUUCGGUCCUGACUCGUUUAGUCCGUUAAGUAGCUCCUGGUCCAAUUAAGCUAGGCAGGGUAAAAGUCCGCGCGCGCGUGUCAACAUUCAGCCUGAAACACUGCUUUGAGGGUGAGCGCGCGCGCCGCUCCACAGCACGAUGACGACCUGAAAUGACAGCCCGCCAUCCGCGGACGAACCCCACUGUAAAGAACCAAGAGUUGGCGAGAUGUUGGCGUUCUUCUGAGGUAGAGUUGGUAGUCGCGACUUGGUGCUCGCUAAUUAAGCCUUUAUAAGCUACUGCUGCAAGUUUGCAGUCGUCGGCCUGAUAUCUCCCCACGAAGCGGAGUUUCGUCGCUGACGGUGGAAGCAACAAAAAAGCUGAACAUGGACACCUCCACGGAUGUGCUGCUCGUGACCGCAAACGUCGGCUCCCUCUUUGAUAAUGUUGGUGAAAUUCAAAAUGGAUGGUUGCAAGAACUCUACAGGACGAUCCACAAAUACCAGCCGCAGUUCAUUGCUCUGCACUUCCAGGAGGUGGGAGGGAAGGACUACAUGGUCAACAUGGGCAACGCGGAAAACUUUUUCUGGUUACUUGAGUCCAGUGAAGAACUGAAAGAUUUUGACAGGACCUGCAUUUAUGUAGACAGCCAGUUCCAAGCAGAAGAGGGUUUUACGGCUUUGGGGAGCAUGUACUUCAUUCACAAGACACUGAAAAAUGUCUACCAGUAUGACUUUAAUGUUAAGGAUUUCAAAGCAGUGCUGGGGCAGAACAAGUAUGUGGGCUGUCUGGACACUGUGACCACUGUGGAGAAGGAGAAAUUCCCAAAGAAUUUCUGGCCUAAUUUCAAGUGGUCCAGAAAGGGCUUCAUGAGGACUCGCUGGAUCAUCCACAACCAAGGUCUUGACUUGGUCAACAUCCACCUGUUCCAUGAUGCCUCCAACCUCAUUGCCUGCAACGCCAGCCCCUCCAUCUACUCAGCCAACCGCAAAAACGCUCUCAGAUAUGUCAUCAACAGGUUGUCAGACGAUCGCUACACGACCUUGCCUUUCUUCCUGUUUGGAGAUUUUAACUUCCGGUUGGACACUCUUAGUCUGGUCCAGCAUCUGUGCACUGAAUCAGAGGUGCAGACCGUGAAGGACAGCAGCAACGAGGUGCAGAAAAUCUUUUGUGAGGAGAAAGACAAUGAUCACCAGGUGCUGCUUCAUAUUGAGGAGAAGCUGUUUCAAUAUCUGCACCAGGCUCUGUUCAGAGAGGACAACGGCAAAGCUCUUUUGAAGUAUGACAAAGAAGUCGCAGCAUUUCAUGAUGACAUCAAGGAAGAGGACAUCUCAUUUCCACCCAGCUACCCGUACAGCGAAGACUACAGUAAACCGACUCAGUACAUGAACACUCGCUGUCCGGCCUGGUGUGAUCGGAUCCUCAUGUCGCACUCCGCUCACGACUUCAUCCACAUGGGUGAACAUGAUGAAAAGACGGUUGUUUACAACACAGUGGGGACAAAUGUGUGUAUGGGAGACCAUAAGCCUGUUUUCUUGUCCUUCUCACUGAAGACAAAUUCUCAUUGACUUUGAAACUCUCAAUGAUCUGGAACCCUCUGAGCUCAGCCAAAGUGGAAAAUCAGCACGAUCACUCACUACAACCAACCCAGCUGCCUCCAGCAGGCUCAUGCCAGCAUCACUUAGGAACUGUCUGCUCUCCCGUCUCCGCUGUCUCCCUGCCUGUCCCAAUCGCCAACACUGACCCGACGAGUGCUGCAGGAACGUCUAACACAUCUGUCCUCUCUUAACUCCACUUUUCUACUCAUUUUUAUCAAAUGUAGGCAGAAAUUCUGUCAUUUUCACUUUUGAGUUAAAUUAUAAGACCAUGAAUGUAAAACUGAAUAUUAAUAUACAAAUUAUAUGAUCUUUUAACAAAAAAUAUUUUUCUAAAAUAUAAUAUAAAUAAAAAAAGAUUUAAGAAACAAUAACAAGGGUUUUACCAAUUUUAUUUUUAUGAGCUCAUAAAAAAGUUUUAAUUUGUUUUUAAAUAAAAAAUUAAUAUACAUGCUUUUUUGUUUUAUUUUUAUUUAGCUACAGACUUCAUGACUUCAGAACCUUUCUGUUUUAUAUCUUAAUUCAUUUACAGUGAAGCACAUUUUAGAAGAGCAGAGAUCUGAGCAAAAUAAGGAUAGAAAUAAUAUUAAGACACCAGAAACCGCAAUGUUAGUUCAAAAAGGUCACAAAAGAUUCUCUACCAAGACCUAUUGUUAAAUAAUAGGUAAGAAAACCACAUGUGGACUGAAAAUGGGAUUUUUAGGGUCUCCAAAAAGAAAAAAAAAGUCUCAAGGGUUUUCCUGUCCAUUACAGCUGUAACGGAUUAGGAAGGAACAGACGAGGUGGAUUAAAUCGGAUGCUUCGUGUGACUCCGUCACUGAUAAGCUGUUUGGAAUCAAUCUAUCUAUCUAAUGCUACAACUUAAAACGCUGUGAUAUGAACAAAUUAGCCUUUGAAAAAAUAAAAAAACAAAACAGAGUUUUUUAGCUUUAAAUUCAAAGCUUAAAUUUAGAUUUAUUUGCAGCCUUUUACACGUCCAAAAAAGUACCUAUAGAACUCGUUUGCCUUAAUACCUUAUAGAAAAUCAUUUUAACACCAUAUAUAAAAUAUGAACAAAUAGUAAUUUAUAUCUUUUUCAUAAAGAAGAAUGAUAGUAUGAAAUGAAGACAUUUAAAAAGGAUAAGAAGUCCUGAGUUCCUGAAGUCUGCAUUUAAGUAAAUGUAAAAUGAUUGUGUGUUCUUUCGUCUUGGUCAUUUUUUAUUUCAAGUUUUAGGUCUAGUAGUAGCACUCAGCUGAAAUCUAGUCCUCCAGUUUAAAAACAUUUAAAGAUUAGAAGCAGAAACAUAAUAAACCCUGCAGGGAUUUGCUGCAGGUUCUUAUGGUUGCGAUUAUUGUAAAAAAAAAGAAAUACAAAUUUGCAAAUAUGUUUACUGUAACUUUCUAUGUAAUCCUUCUCAACAAAAUGUCUGUAUUUUUACAAAAUCUAUUUCUCCACAUUGUCUGAUUAUCAAGAUUAUCAUAUCAUUCAUGAUUUAGUUCAGGGUUGAUUUUAAACUUUAAGUCAGAUGGAUGGUAUGAAAUGUUUUAAAGGGUUUUUUUACUGACAUGGUUUCCUUUACAUGUGGCUGGGUCACUGUAAACCGUUGUAUUUUUUUAAAGAUAGAGUAGAAAUAACACUAGAAAGGGGAAGGGCCAGUGACACUUUCAAAGCAAGUUUUGCAGCAGUUUUUCAUCUGCUUUGCUUCUUAUGUAACACCCAGAUUGUAAUAUCAGCAGCUUCACGUCCCAAGUUUCAGCUUCAUUUAAUAACCUUUAGCUAAAGUCUCAUUAAGCUUCAGCGAAACACCAUCACAAACUUGUGUUUACUUUGUAAUACAACCAAGAAUCCACACAUUUGCCCAGUCUGUCUUUACUAAAUUCUGAAUGUUAGCUUCACGUAUGUGUACCAGUGCUUUAGGUAGUUUGAUUUUUGCUGUUUCUUUUGUUGUCCCGUACUGAAGCAUGAGUUCAGUAAAUGCGUUUUCAAUGUCUGAAUGAUCACUUUGAUUUGUGUAGAAAAUGUUUGCUGUUCUGUUUUUCUUCUCCGGACUAUCCAACACGUGUAACGGCAUGCACGCGCGAGUUCACAAAUAUUCACGUGAAGCCUCGAUCAUUUGUGCAACAUUUGUGACGAGUGGAACCAUUCUGUAAUAUAAUAUAAUGUCAGCAUUGGGCUUGGAUUUAAGGCCAGUAUUAACUUUGAAUUGUACUUUCAAACUACAUGUGUUAUUUUACUUUUGUAAAUAAAGUUCUUCCCUAAAUUAAAAA
Messenger RNA from Oryzias melastigma (Indian medaka), 3861 nucleotides. It is a transcript of the gene inpp5l, whose product is annotated as inositol polyphosphate-5-phosphatase L. Lineage: Eukaryota; Metazoa; Chordata; Actinopteri; Beloniformes; Adrianichthyidae. Gene Ontology annotation, biological process: phosphatidylinositol dephosphorylation. The transcript is spliced from 16 exons. Gene Ontology annotation, molecular function: inositol-polyphosphate 5-phosphatase activity. The coding region runs from base 406 to 1587 and encodes 393 amino acids. The record is from RefSeq and is a predicted model, not a curated record.